ACUGGGCGGACCACAUCCAGAGUCCCAACAGCUUCCAGAAAGUCUCCUCUUCUCACCACCCAGACUUUUAAUCUAAGUCAGGACAUCUUUGGCAUCAUAGAGGUUUUACCACCAAGCUGGAAUAGCUGCUUUAGAUCUGUCUUUUGUCUCCCAUUCCGAAGUGUGUGUGUGUGUGUGUGUGUGUCUCUGUGUUGUGACUCGCGUGAGAGUCGCCACCGGUCUUUUUCUCCGGUCAGGAUGUCUGCAAUACAAGAGCUGCUGCUGCUGCCUCUGGCCCUCCUGGUGCUUCAAGCGUCUCUGUGCUACGGAGCCUGCGUGGAAGUGGACUCGGACACAGAGGCCGUGGCUAACGAAGGCUUCAAACUUGGCUGCAUUUCCUGCAAGAUGAGAAGUGAGGUGCCCGCCGCAGCCUCAGUCGACUGGCAAUUCAAGGCUUCAGAUGAGACCAACUUCACCCACUUAUACCACUAUGAAAAUGAACAACCCUCUAUCAUUGACCCACGUUUCUAUAAGCGCCUGGAAUGGAAUGGCACCAAGGGCAGCAAGGACCUGCAGGAUGGCUCUAUCUUCAUCCACAAUGUGACUUUCAAUGACACAGGAACCUACAAGUGCAUAUUCAGCCGCACCCUCAAGUAUCCCAACUACGAGGUUCCAACUGAACCCACCGUGACUAUCGUCAUGAAAGUGGUGCCACAAGUCACCAGGGGACUGGCAUCCAUCUUGUCUGAGGUGAUGAUGUAUGUGUCCAUCAUCGGGCUGCAGGUAUGGCUCGUAAUUGAGAUGAUUUACUGCUACAGGAAGAUUGCAGCGGCAGGAGAGGAAGCUUUGAGAGAGAGCGCGGCGGAGUAUUUAGCUGUAGCAUCGGAAAGUAAAGAUAAUUGUGCAGGUGUUCAAGUGGCAGAAUAGCAUUGUUGAGGAAUAAUUCAAGAAAGCUUCCUUGAGGAAUCUCACAUUGACACUUUCAUGCCCUCUCCUCUUACCGGCACUCACAUCCUGCCAUCCUUUCCACAUGAUGGAAAAAUCAAACCACACGAUGGAAGUUUUUUCAAGCGACUUUCCGCAGAAGGAUGGAAAGGACUGAAAUGUAUCCUGUUGUGAUUGUCAGGAGGGAUGCAUGAGGUCAUGGUCCAACGGGACAGAGGAAGAGGGUUGAACUGUAUAUGCACAGGUUAUUUUGUAUAGAUAUUAUAGGCCCACAUUGCAUAUACACUGUCUGCAUGCUUAUGAGCUAAUCAAAAUGACCAACAUCAUGCUUCUAAUGUUCAGUCAUGUUUUUAAGAGUUUUUAAUCAGUUGUGUCAUAUUUUAUUUCACACUGUGUGUAACCGAUAAGGGUUUUAUAAAGCCAACUAAAAGCUGUCAGUGUUCCCUCUGCUGGGUUUUCGAAGCUGUCGUGCACAUAAAAACAACUUUUAAUUAUACAUCAACAUUUGAAGCAAAAUAUAUAUACCUAUAUCCAAGUUGGUAAAAAAUAACCAAAGUUACCCUUUUGCACUACUGUAUUUUACCCAAACCACAUCAUUCUAAAUCGUCUAAACUAUGUUCCACUAAAUCCAUGAGGGUAUACUUUUAAUAUAUGAUUUAGGAGGGUAUUAGGAUCAAUAAAAACUAUGAAACGUUACUAUUGCAAUUUCUCCUGGGUUGGGCCCUUUUUUGAGUUAGAUUGACUGGACUGUCUGGAGAGUUUUGAGUUAUCUGCUUUCAACAGUCAUUAGUCAUCAUAAAUAGGUUAAACUUAUUAGAAAAGCAUAUAGCCAGUCACGUUUUUAAUGUUUCGGACUGGGAAAGCAACCGAGAUGAGCUCCUGUUUUUUAUUAACUUCUCAGACAACAGUAUGUUUUUUUUUUUU
Molecule: messenger RNA, 1848 nt
Organism: Perca flavescens (yellow perch)
Lineage: Eukaryota; Metazoa; Chordata; Actinopteri; Perciformes; Percidae
Gene: scn1ba
Product: sodium channel, voltage-gated, type I, beta a
Exons: 7
Coding region: 238-906 (222 amino acids)
Biological process (GO): cardiac muscle cell action potential involved in contraction; regulation of sodium ion transmembrane transporter activity; regulation of heart rate by cardiac conduction
Cellular component (GO): voltage-gated sodium channel complex
Molecular function (GO): transmembrane transporter binding; sodium channel inhibitor activity
Source: RefSeq, a predicted model, not a curated record